AUCUUCAGCUAUCUAUCCGCCUUCGAAAUGACAUGGCAACCCACGUGAGGCAGUGACAGUUCGCCGGCCCCGUCUCGACAGAAAAGGUAAAGUCUCCGCCGCCGAUCCCUCGCCGCCGGUAGGCGGGCAGUCGGGGCGCCACCAGCUUACCACCGGCCUGCGCGCCGCCCGUCGAUGGCGAACCCGAGGAGGGCCAUCGCGCUGCAAAUCAACACCCAGACCCCGCCAUUCCCCGCCGCCGCCGCGCCCUCGUCCUCCUCGCUGCCCUCGUCGCUCCUCCACUUCCUGAAGCGGCCGGCGUCCUUCCCCUUCCUGCUCUCCCUCUUCGUCCUCCUCACCUGGAUCUCCCUCCACUUCCACCAACCCACCCCCUCCGCCUCCCUUCAGCGCCCCACCGUCGUCCACGACCCUCAGGCCAACCUCGUCCGCUACCCCGCCGCCCUCCAUCCCACCCCCAUCGCCGCCGACGAGCGCGGAUGGCUACUCGACCCUGUCGCCGCAGCCCGCGAGGCCGGCCUCCCAAAUGGGGCGUUGGUCUGUCUUUCACUACACGUGGGACUGAUCCAGCCAGGUGGUUUGCGUGGCAACCAUCGUCACCAUACAUGCAAUGAAACAUUCGUCAUCUGGGGCGCAAAAACAAAAUUCAGGUUAGAAAAUCCUGAUGUAAAAGAUAAAGGAUACGGAGAAGCCAUAAUUGCUGCUGACGAGGUAGCCAUUGUCGCAAGCGCAAGAUCAACCGCACACGCAUUGAUCAAUAUGGAUGUGCGACCGACCUUCUUCUUGGGAUGUCAAGAUACACCAAUAAAUCCCAACAGUUCAAAUACUGACUACAAGGUCUGGAAAGAUCUCUGACAUCCACAUUGCUCCUAUGGUCUGACGGUGAGCAAUAUUUCAAAGACUAAUACAAUAUGAUCCGGAGAAACUGAAAGUAGCAUCGAGCCUUCAGAAUUCACCUCGGUGAAGAUUUUAAGGUAGAUGCUUGUGUAUAGUUGAGGUGACACUUCCAGUUGGCUCUCCUAGUUCUUUCGUCUGUUUUUUUUUUCUUUUUUGUUGACAAGGGGUUAUUCUUGUUACUAUUUGUUUGUUUUCUUUCUCUUGCAUAUAGUCACUGGUCAUGUACUCCUUUGUUAAAGGAAACAGACCUACCUUAUUUGGCUUAA
Triticum aestivum (bread wheat) is the source of this 1160-nucleotide messenger RNA. RefSeq lists its product as uncharacterized. The record is from RefSeq and is a predicted model, not a curated record. Lineage: Eukaryota; Viridiplantae; Streptophyta; Magnoliopsida; Poales; Poaceae. Bases 175 to 852 code for a protein of 225 amino acids. The transcript is spliced from 3 exons. Gene Ontology annotation, cellular component: trans-Golgi network; endosome.